GAACGAAGAGGAAGAGCGAGCGUACUAGCAGCCAGGAUGUAAAGAGGCUCCGCCCCUCAUCAGGCCACACCCCCUCCAGAUCAUCUUCUUCCAUUAAGAGGGGGCUGGGGUCGUCCUCUAAGAAGGCGUCCAGCCCUCGAAGCCACCACGUCACCAGCUACCACCAUGGCUACUACGAUGAUCGAAAAGGUCGGCGUGGAGCCCGGGAGGGGCCUCGGACUCGUGGAGGGGAGGAGUCUCGGCGUCGGGAGUCUCAUCGGAGCCUGGAGGGUCUUAGUCGGAAGCUGCGACGUGACGAGCGGCAGCCAAGCCCCGCCCGCCACAAUAACAACCAGUCAGAGGAAGAGGCAGAGUACGGCUCAGAUCAGGCGUCAGGCAGCUCCUCCCCCGCUGCAUCCCACGAGGAGGAGGAGGAGGAACAGGAAGAUGAGGAGGAAGAUGAAGAGGAGGAGGGCAUGGAGGAAGAGGAGGAGGAUGGAGAAAAGGAAGAGGAGGAGGAGGAAGAGGAGGAAUAUGAUGAGCGUCGUGGUGGUGGCGAGGGAAACGACUACGACACUCGGAGUGAGGCUGGAGAUUCACGCUCCGCCUCCUCCGUUAGUUUCUCUGAUGACGGCGAGUCGGUCCACUCAGGCUCCGCCUCUGAAGCUUCAGGUUCAGAGAAGAAGCAUGAGAAGUUGUCAUCAUCAGUUCGAGCUGUUCGAAAACGGAUGGAGAAUCCCACCAACAAACUGCGUUACAUCCUGCGAGACGCUCGCUUCUUCCUCAUCAAGAGCAACAACCACGAGAACGUUUCUCUGGCUAAAGCCAAGGGAGUUUGGUCGACGCUGCCGGUCAACGAGAAGAAGCUGAACGGUGCGUUCAAGUCGGCUCAGAGCGUAAUCCUCAUCUUCUCUGUGAGGGAGAGUGGCAAGUUUCAAGGUUUCGCUCGUUUAGCCUCAGAGUCCUAUCAUGGCGGCUCUCCAAUCCACUGGGUUCUUCCUGCUGGCAUGAACGCCAAGAUGUUGGGAGGAGUCUUUAAGAUCGACUGGCUGUGCAGGAGGGAGCUUCCUUUCAUCAAGACGGCCCACCUGUCCAACCCCUGGAACGACAGCAAGCCAGUGAAAAUCGGACGAGAUGGCCAGGAGAUCCAGCCGGAUAUCGGAGCUAAACUCUGUGCCCUGUUCCCAUUGGACGAGAGCGUGGACGUUCACCAGGUGGCUCGUCGCAUUCGUCACAAGCGCGGGACGCCGUCAGAGCCGCGGCCCCGAGGCCGACCACCCCUGCGUGAACCGGGAAGGCGUCGACCUGAAGAGUUUGACCUCCACGGCAGGAAGAGGCCACGUACAGAUGGUCCACCAGACUUCAGCCAGCGAGCAGGGUUUCUCCAGGAUCUACGCAACCAGCCAGUGGACAGGAGAUUCUCUGGAGUCAGACGAGACGUGUUUCUGAACGGGUCCUACGACUACAUGAGGGACUACCACCACAACGUUGGGCCUCCUGCUCCUUGGCAGACCAUGGCGCCAUACCCCAAUGUGGAGCAGCAGCCCCCCCACC
Molecule: messenger RNA, 1533 nt
Organism: Austrofundulus limnaeus
Lineage: Eukaryota; Metazoa; Chordata; Actinopteri; Cyprinodontiformes; Rivulidae
Gene: ythdc1
Product: YTH N6-methyladenosine RNA binding protein C1
Biological process (GO): mRNA splicing, via spliceosome; regulation of alternative mRNA splicing, via spliceosome
Cellular component (GO): nucleoplasm
Molecular function (GO): mRNA binding; N6-methyladenosine-containing RNA reader activity
Source: RefSeq, a predicted model, not a curated record